GUGUAGCGAAUCGGUCGUGUGCGGAUUUGCUAUUAUCGUACUUAGUUAUUUUCCAAUAUUUAUAAAAUAAUAGAAAAAGUAAAAUUAUAAAUUCGUAUUUUUUUCAUUAGCUAGGUAUGUGCCAAGGACUUGGUUAGAGGGAGGUGUGUGUAACAAAGAAGAAUGUCUCCGCUGUGGUGGGCAUUGCCACUGCUGCUGGCAGCUGCAAGCGCGGACGAGGCCACUGACCCUGAGGGCCUGCUAGAUACUGGUACAGUUGUGGAGAUCAACGAAGCGGAAUACUCGGUGUUUGUUUCGAAGUGGUCGGAAUGCACCACCAAUACCGAGGAACACGACAGAGCCAUUGAGAGAUACAAUACAAGAGUGGAAGAAGACUCUCUAGUGCACACGCCUAGGCUCGGACUUCAACGACGUCAAGUGCAAUGCCGUAGGAAGGACGGACAAUUUGUAGAACCCAUGUAUUGCGGUAACGCGAUAUCCCACAUCGGCACAACCCGAGUAUGCGUGAUGCGUGAAGAUUGCUCGCUAGCCGAGUGGCUGCCGUGGCGGCCCCGGGCCGACGGCGCGCUGGUCCGCACCAGAAGACUGCGGCGACUUGCACAAGGCGGUGGCAAAGAAUGUGAGGUGGUGGAAGAAGUACGUCCAGCGGCUCUCGAGGCUAGCGCGCACUGGACGCCCGGACCCUGGGGUCGUUGCCGUGUCGCUGUCGCGCAGCCCGCUACUCCACCGCCAACUGAUGAUGACGACGACGCUGAAGACAAUGAUGAACUAUACGAUGAGGAUGAAGAAGCCGAUGAGAUGGACCGCGCAGGGACAGGCGACGCAAGCUGCGGGGGUGGCGUGCAGCGACGUGACGUAAGCUGUGUGCGGGCGGACGGCCGGGCACUACAUCCAGCGCAAUGCGCGCACGCCCCCAUGCCCACGCUCGUACAGCCUUGCGAGGUACCAUGCCCCCGUGACUGUGAGGUAGGAGAGUGGGGAGAAUGGGGCGCAUGCCAACCUAUCGAUGGAUGUCCACUUUACCCCGUGCAGGAACUGACAGCAACUGGAUAUAGCGUGCGUCGUCGUCGUGUGACGUCAGCAGAGUCCGGCGGCGGUGCAAACUGCCCGCCUUUAGAGGAGAAGCGGACGUGCACGAUGCCUCGCUGCGCGUCCUGGAAGGCGCUUCCAUGGGGACCCUGCGUACUCAGCCAGCCGCACUCCACUUGCGGGCCUGGGAGGCGCAUGCGUGAGCUUAGAUGUCUGGGCCAUGAUGGAAAAGAAGCGCAACGCGCGUGGUGUAGCGGCAGCAGCACGCCAGCACGGACUGAGCGGUGUCGCAUCGCAUGCCCCGGCGACUGCGUGGUGUCAGCCUGGUCGGUGUGGUCACCCUGCACGGCGCCUUGCGCCGCCCCCGCACGUCCCAGGCCCACCAGGACACGAACUCGACAGAUCAUUGCUCAUGCAUCUCCCAAUGGCUGGCCAUGCCCAACCGAGGACCAGCUUAUCCAGAACGAAACGUGUAACAACCACGCUUGCGCCACUUACUCCUGGCUCGCAACGCCCUGGGGACCAUGCGAAAGACGUCACCAGGAUUACAUUCCUGUAACCAACUACACUGAUUUACAAGAGGGCGAACCUUACAAUGAAAGUGAUGAUGAGGAGCCGUGUGUGGAGGAAGGUCAGAUCACCAGAAACGUCAUGUGUGUCCAGAACAAUGCCGACGUCGUCCGCGAUUCCUUGUGUUUACCAUUACGGCGACCACAAUCCCGGCGUGCCUGCACUUUGAGAUGUCGCCGGGGCUGCAGGGUUGAAGCGUGGAUGCCGUGGUCGCCGUGCCCUAACACUUGUGAGCCAGGCAAGCAAGUCCGCGUGCGAAACGUGCACGGUGGUCCGAACUGCGGCGCAGUACAGGAGGUACGCGACUGCCCAGCGCCGCCAUCGUGCCGCGCUCGUGAAGCUGGCUGGAUUGCAGGCGAAUGGAGUACCUGCCGACUGCCGCCUGGACAGAGAUGCGGCCUCGGAUUUCGACUUAGAAGUAUCUGGUGCGGUUCUGAUUCACAUCGCGUGGAGGCUGGCGCAUGCGCUGGUCAGCUGGUGCCGCCCAGCGUUGCCGCCUGUAUCGUCACCUGUGACCGCAUGGUCCCACUCACCUGUGACGUCAUCUGCGAAGAUCCAUUGAAAUAUCUCGAUGCAUCUGACCCAGAUGUUCCAACCUGUGUCUGCAAGACUGUCACUUUGGAGCUUCUUCCUGCUGAUUCUGAUUGUAUUUUGCCACCAGGAUUGGAGUGUGGAGAAGGAAGAGCUUUAAGAGCCGCUCGCUGCAUGGCCAAAGGCCGGGACGUCCCAAUGGACGUUUGCAAGAAAUAUCAUCCGCUAACUGGUCCGCGCCGCGUCCGCGAGGCUUCCACUGAUGGGUUUGCGUACGACGAAGAAUUCCCGACGUUGGUCCGCGGCGCGUGUAGCGUGCGGUGCGCGCGGGACUGCGCCACCGGGCCUUGGGCACCUUGGGGCGCUUGCUCAGCUGAGCCCGGCUCACGGGCAGCAUUCAGAUUCCGAACAAGAGAGGUUAUAGAAGAGGGUUCUGCGGGAGGUCGCGAAUGCGGCGCAACGCUGCAGCGGGCGACCUGCGUGCUGCCAGAGCCGUCGUGGCGCGUCGGCGAGUGGUCCGUGUGCGCGCCGCAGCAGGCGCUCUGCGGCCGCGCCAUCAUCAACAGGACCGUCAUUUGUCAAGACUCGAACGGCGUGAAGCUCGAGGACUCCGAAUGCGUGGUGGGCGGCGCGGGGCAGCCGGCGGCGCGCGAGGCGACCUGCCGCGCUCCCUGCCCGGCGGACUGCGUCGUCAGCGCCUGGUCUGAGUGGAGUCCUUGUGAACAGACGAAAUGGGGUGGUCGUCGCGACCGAACUCGGGUAGUGCUCCGUCCGGCGGACGAGGGCGGAGCGCCCUGUCCGCACCUAGUGGGCGGCGAGCCCUGUGCGCCGCACACGUACUCCUGGCACGUAGCUCCCUGGGACGACUGCCAACCUUUAGGUGGUUCCCCGUGCGGCGAAGGUACAAAGAGGCGAUCUGUUCGAUGCUUGCGUAGUGAUGGGGUAUUUGUGAACGACUCAUAUUGUCCUAAUGCGACGGCAACGGAGGCGCGCGAGUCAUGGUGCUACGUGCCGUGCGGCGUGGAUUGCGAGCUGGGCGAGUGGAGCGCCUGGGACACGGCUGCCUGCGCGUGCGGCGACGCGACCUUCGCACGACACAUGCGCCGCACCAGACAACGUCUGACGGCUGCGGUCUGGCCGGGGCGCGCGUGUCCGCCGACGGAGCAGCGAGCGCCCUGCCCACGAGAACCCUGUCUACGACUCGUCGCAAGACCUUCCCUCGGCUGCCAUGUUCAGACGUCGACUGGCGAGGAGGCAGACAACGCGUGCGGCUGGGGCGUGAAGGUGUCGCACGCGCGCUGCGAGCUGGGCGGCGCGGGCGACACCGCGGAGGCAUACCUGGAGCCCUGGCGCUGCGCCGCCGCCCUGCCCGGCCGCAUUGCCGCCCCGCCGCUGCACUAUCAAGAGGACGAGACGUGCGAGGUGGAGUGCGGCUGCAAGGAGUCGGAGCUGGGCCAGCCGGGGCCGUGGGGCGCGUGGGGCCCGUGCCGCGGCGGCUCGCGCUCUCGCACACGCCAGCUGCUCGUGCCGCCCUCCAGACCCUGCAGGACAUCAUCCAGAUACGUAACAAUCGAGUGGGCGAACUGCACCGGAUCCCCCGACGAGAUUUCGGACCUGCUGUCUGCAGACCGCGAGGAGAAGCCGCGCCGCGCCUGGAUGGACCACUCUACCUACCACGACGGAUAUAUGGAGGGGAGCGGGUCUGUGCUGCUGGCGGUGUGGCUGGCGAGCAUCGUGCUGCUCUCUUGCGGCACCUACAUGUUCUAUCGCGGAUUAGUCAGAUGCAUGAAAAGACUGGAUUCGAAGAGCAUUGCGAAAGUGUAAGCGCAGUAUUAAAAAUGUGGCUUUCCUCAAUCCGCGCCAUCGCUGGCUGAACGUCCUCGAUACAAAUGAAAAUGCCAAGGAUUUUGUUAUUUGAGUAAUUACUUUAUUUGUAAAAUUUAUGUUGUUUUAUCAGCCAGGUUUAUUGUUUUUACGAUGAUCGAUGUUUUUAAAGUUUUUGUCAUCAUUUUGUAGUAGUUAAUUUUCGCGUAAUUAAUGCAGUUCAUGUAACAAUGCAUCUAGAAAUUGUUUAUAAACCUGGCUCUAGUUAGAUUUGUUGAUUUAAUGUUACUACCAAAGAAAAGCCGAUGUCCAACAUCAAAUGUAUAAUUUUAUUGUUAUUUUAGUUUAUAUUUUGUAAUACAUUAUUUCUUUUAUAAGUCUAGUAUAAGCAGCCAAUGUAUUUUGUUAUAAGAUGAAUGUGUCUAGCUUUGUAGUAUAAACAUGGGCGCUAUCUCUAUUAUUCGAUAGCCUAUGUUACAAUAUAUUACAUUUUAAUGAAUGCAGUUUUAAAUUUAAUUACAUUUUAAUAUAGCACCGA
Molecule: messenger RNA, 4492 nt
Organism: Papilio polytes (common Mormon)
Lineage: Eukaryota; Metazoa; Arthropoda; Insecta; Lepidoptera; Papilionidae
Product: thrombospondin type-1 domain-containing protein 7A-like
Exons: 29
Coding region: 163-3954 (1263 amino acids)
Biological process (GO): cell adhesion
Cellular component (GO): extracellular matrix
Source: RefSeq, a predicted model, not a curated record